AUGGCAAUGCUGAUGCGCACGCAGUCUGCGCUAGGUUAUCGCAAGUCGUUCUUCCCAUUACCUCUAGCGCUGGUUUGCCUUGCCAAGCCAACCUCUACGGCAAGCGGGAAUUCCCAUCUCUCAAGUUCUCCAUCUAAUCCCCGGGAGGCAUGGCCAUCUAAGGCCCCGUUCCCCAAUUCGCGGUGGUCAGCCCCGUGGCCCCCUUCAAAAACGAAGCCCCGUCGGCCAGUCAUCGACUAG
This is a messenger RNA of Colletotrichum abscissum, 240 nucleotides long. RefSeq lists its product as uncharacterized. The transcript has a single exon. Bases 1 to 240 code for a protein of 79 amino acids. NCBI's taxonomy places the organism in Eukaryota, Fungi, Ascomycota, Sordariomycetes, Glomerellales, Glomerellaceae. The record is from RefSeq and is a predicted model, not a curated record.